AUGAAGCACCUCGCAGCUUACCUUCUCCUCGGCCUCGGUGGCAACACCUCGCCCUCUGCCGCCGAUGUCACUGCCGUCCUCGAGUCUGUCGGCAUUGAGGCUGAUGAGGAGCGCCUCGAGACCCUGAUCUCCGAGCUCAAGGGCAAGGACAUCAACGAGCUCAUCUCCGAGGGUUCUGCCAAGCUCGCCUCCGUCCCCAGCGGCGGCAGCGGUGCUGGUGCCCCUGCUGCCGGUGGCGCCGCCGCCGGUGCUGCCGACGCUCCCGCCGCGGAGGAGAAGGAGGAGGAGAAGGAGGAGUCCGACGACGACAUGGGCUUCGGUCUCUUCGACUAA
Microdochium trichocladiopsis is the source of this 333-nucleotide messenger RNA. RefSeq names its product 60s acidic ribosomal protein-domain-containing protein. Gene Ontology annotation, cellular component: cytosolic large ribosomal subunit; ribosome. The record is from RefSeq and is a predicted model, not a curated record. Gene Ontology annotation, biological process: translation; cytoplasmic translational elongation. The coding region runs from base 1 to 333 and encodes 110 amino acids. Gene Ontology annotation, molecular function: structural constituent of ribosome. NCBI's taxonomy places the organism in Eukaryota, Fungi, Ascomycota, Sordariomycetes, Xylariales, Microdochiaceae. The transcript has 2 exons.